This is a messenger RNA of Patella vulgata (common limpet), 1699 nucleotides long. RefSeq lists its product as uncharacterized. The transcript is spliced from 4 exons. The record is from RefSeq and is a predicted model, not a curated record. The coding region runs from base 440 to 1510 and encodes 356 amino acids. Lineage: Eukaryota; Metazoa; Mollusca; Gastropoda; Patellidae.
UCCUAUUCCGUUAUAUUUUACAAAAUCACCCAAUCAUAAAGAGUUUAUUCAUUCUCCCGAAGACAAUUUAAUAAUCAAUGAAGAAUAUCAGAUUUGUCUAAAUUAAGAAUUAAUAAAAGUGCUGACAUGUUUCUUAAAACAAGGCGUGGGUCUAUUGAUAUAAUACUCUUUAUCUAUCUUGAUAUACCAUGAUAAUACAAAUAUCAUAUAAAGGGAUAUCCAUGACGAUUAGAAGAGUCAUUGCUAGAAAACAAUGUCAUCACGGAAACACUAACUUCUAGAACUAUACAUAGCUGGUACAAAACAAAUGUUUCCUAUAUAAACAGACUACAUUGAUAUCAGUAUCAGAAUUAACUUUAAUACGGAUCAAGAAAGACACAGAUUGAAACUUGUAGUAUCUUACCAGGACGCGAACAGUAUAAUUUACAAGGGAAAAAUCAUGUUGCAUAUCGUAUUGGUUGUUCUAGUAUUAUUACAUCAAACAAAUGGACAUGCCCGUUUGAUCGAUCCACCGUCCAGAGCGUCCAUGUUUAGAUUUGGAUAUAAUACUCCUCCGGAUUAUAAUGAUAACCAAGGAUUUUGCGGUGGAAAAGAAAGACAGCAAAAGAAUAAUGGACAAUGUGGGGUCUGUGGUGAUCCCUGGGAUGCAGCAGUAAAGCCUCAUGAAGCAGGGGGUAUUUACGCAACGGGACAAAUUGUUCGAACCUACAAGACUGGAGCCCUUAUAACAGCCACUGUCCAGGUCACAGCAAAUCAUAUAGGAUAUUUUGAAUUCAGAAUAUGUGUUAAUAAUGACGUUACUAAACCAGCAACACAUGAGUGUUUUAAUAAGCAUUUGCUUGAACUUGGAGAUAGACCUGGGAGCAAGUUUUACAUUGAUAAAAAUAAUGGCGAUAAAAAGGUUUCUCUUAAGCUCCCUGAAGGUGUCGUCUGCUCACAGUGUGUAUUUCAAUGGAGAUACCGUGCCGGUAACAGCUGGGGAACUGAUCCUAACGGUAAAUCUUGUGUAGGAUGUGGAGCACAAGAAGAAUACUAUGCCUGUGCGGACAUUUCUAUUGUGUCGGGCGGUUUGGUGACAGGGUCUCCUGUAGCAGGCGUUACAAUACCAACAAAGUACCCCGCAACCAGUGUUACGGUACCUACCAAAUCCUCAGUAGUCAGUGCUACGGUACGGACAGAAAUACCGAUUACCAGACAAUCUCAACCCCACAAAACCUCCUCAUUCGCACCAGUACAAUCAUCGCAAAAGCCUUCCACCAAUAAAAAUUGUCACGCAAUUGGACAGUUCAAAAACGACCAAACUUAUCACAAUUGGUGCUCAGCGAGUUGUGCUCAAGAUAUAUGUCCGGAUACCAUAUGCAGAUGCGAUGAUGUUAGCGACGAAGAUGGCGCCCCUAAUGUCCCUGAAUGUAUGUCCCAUGGCGUGUUUAAAUCUAACAGUAUGGACCAGUGGUGUAAAACAAAUUGUCAACUGAAAAACUGUCCAGCUUCUCAUUGUACAUGCGCAUAAAUGACAAGACGUUGGACUGUUUCUUUAUACCAUUUAUAUAUUAGACAUUUUUCUUUUUUCCAUGACAUACUAUCCAACAUGUCUAAAUCGCCGUCUUUUCUCUUUUAUUUAUACUUUAUUUUUUAUUUCUUUAUGUAUAUUUUAUUUUUUUUAUUUAUAUUUUUCGCUUAAUAAAAAAUCCCCAAAUUA